CUCAAAAUUGACCUUUUGCCAACUUAGUACACAAUGCGGGAGACUCAGCGUAGUGUUCACAACUAGAUCAGUUUCAAAACUCAUGACUGAUGUUUGAUACGUAAUUGUGAGUGAUAUCGGUUGCUAGUUCAAUAAAAAAUCAGUUCCCCAAAAUGGCUCUGCCCAGGUUAAUGUUCCGUUCCGCGUGUCUCGUACAGAACAACGCAAUUAUCAGCGGAUUAGCCAGGAAACGUUUGUUGCAUACGUCCAAAUGUGCACUAGCAGAGCGACUGUUCACCUCCAAACACGAGUGGGUCUCUGUGGAAGGCAACGUGGGAACCGUUGGCAUUUCGAAUUAUGCCCAGGAAGCUCUGGGCGAUGUAGUUUACGCACAACUUCCAGAAGUUGAAACAAUUUUAAAGUUAGCCGAUGAAUGCGGUGCUUUGGAAAGUGUAAAAGCUGCGAGUGAAGUAUACAGCCCUGUCUCGGGGAAAGUUAUUGAAAAAAACACUGCCGUUGAAGACACCCCAUCAUUAAUCAACACGUCUUGUUACGAAAAAGGGUGGCUCUUCAAACUAGAACUGUCGAACCCAAGCGAGCUGAAUCAAUUGUUAAACGAAGAAAAGUACAAGGAGUUCCUCAAGACUCAGGAAGAUCAUUAGGUCUAAUAAUAAAUAUAAAUAAAAAAAUUGUUUAUUCAGUACGGUUACAUAAUUGUAUUUAUAAUUAAAUAAAGUUACUCGAUUCUUUUAUGUA
Molecule: messenger RNA, 735 nt
Organism: Aethina tumida (small hive beetle)
Lineage: Eukaryota; Metazoa; Arthropoda; Insecta; Coleoptera; Nitidulidae
Gene: ppl
Product: glycine cleavage system H protein, mitochondrial
Exons: 5
Coding region: 153-641 (162 amino acids)
Biological process (GO): protein lipoylation; glycine decarboxylation via glycine cleavage system
Cellular component (GO): cytoplasm; mitochondrion; glycine cleavage complex
Source: RefSeq, a predicted model, not a curated record